CGUCCAAUUGAAGGUCAACCAAAAUUUGAUUCCGAGGUAUAUGCAUUCUCCGUAGAGGCCUUUUGCUCAAUACAAAAUUUAGUUCGUGGUCUCCCAAUUAUGUCAAGCCUGAUUCCUAUCGAGUUAUACAUUUUCAAAACAACCAUGAUGCGCUCUAUUAAGAAACUAAUCGGCACUCCACGAGAUUCGGCCCUUCCUGUACCUGUGCAAAACACAACUUUGCAGGACCAGGAAUUUAAAAAAGAAAUUUUUAUUGAUCCGGUUGGCGUUCCCGAUGAUGAUCUUAUUCUUGAUCCCAUAGCUGUUGUUCCUGUUACCGUAGUUGAUGUUGUUGUUGAUGUUUCUGGUGACGAUCAACGAGACCAGACUGUCCAAGCAAAAUAUUCAAGUGCUGGUGUCAUUUUUUAUGGAUGCAUGGAAACUUUUGGGACGUCAGAAAGUGACGUUGUUGUCCUUUAUAAUUCUGAGGAUGUUGCACAACUGGAAGACAACAAUUACCCAUCAUGGUCGUCAACCGUUAAAGCUACGUUGCAAGCUCAUAAGCUUCUCGGCUUUGUGGAAGGAACGGAAGUUAUGCCAUCGCCGACCAUACUGGAUGAAAAGGCCCCUGCCAGCGACAAAGGGCUUGUGUUAAAGGCAAAUCCUGCCUACGAUCUAUGGAUCAUCAUUGAUGCUCAACUACGUGCUUCUCUUCUUGCACUUCUCUCACCUGCCGUUAAGAAUCUUGUAAAAGGGCAAUCAAGCAUGCAAAAAUACCUUGAUGAAGCGCUGCAAAUUGUUAACUCUCUUGCCCUUGCUCGUGAACCUGUCUCUGAACAAGAUGUUAUACUUAACGUAUUGCGUGGUCUUCCUCCCGAAUAUGCAUCUCUCAAACAGAAUGUUCGGACAAAUAUUGCCACUGUCACGCUUAAUAGUAUCUCAUCAUGGUUGAUUUCCGAAGAACUCAACAUCCAACUAGAACAGAAGCUUCAACUCCGUUCGUCCUCCAGCUCCUCCACAGAUCUUCCAACCGCAUUGUUCAAUGAAGAAUUUUCGGGCUCCUCCUCUGCCGGCACCAAUCCUCAAGCUUUUUACACUGCAUACUCUACAGAUCCUGGUCCAAAUUGGCACUUAGACUCUGGAGAAUCUACCCAUGUGACUUAUGAUUUAUCCAGAUUGCAAAAUCCUUAGUCAUAUUAUGGCACCAACUCUGUCUCCACAGCUGGGGGGCAAUCUCUACCGAUUUCUCAUAUCGGCUCAGGCAAAGUUCAUUUGGCCAUAAAUCAUUUCUUUUAUCACAAGCUUAAUCUUUUUACUGACAAUCGAUGAAGAUUGGGUGUUAUAUCUUGAAUUUUUCUAAAAUUUGCAACAUCUCAACUAUUAAUAGAGACCUCCUAUUUGUAUUUUUCAAACUGAUGGGUGUAUUCCACCUAGAACCAGUCAAAGAAGACAUUCAAAUUUCCAACCGGUCAAGGUUGACUUUCCAAGAUGGGGGACCUGAAUCGUCAGUAAAACAGUGUUGGGUUG
Molecule: messenger RNA, 1506 nt
Organism: Cuscuta campestris
Lineage: Eukaryota; Viridiplantae; Streptophyta; Magnoliopsida; Solanales; Convolvulaceae
Source: the annotation of a GenBank genome assembly